This is a messenger RNA of Clarias gariepinus (North African catfish), 1439 nucleotides long. RefSeq names its product cyclin N-terminal domain containing 1 (gene cntd1). Gene Ontology annotation, biological process: reciprocal meiotic recombination. The record is from RefSeq and is a predicted model, not a curated record. Gene Ontology annotation, cellular component: site of double-strand break. Bases 296 to 1240 code for a protein of 314 amino acids. The transcript has 7 exons. NCBI's taxonomy places the organism in Eukaryota, Metazoa, Chordata, Actinopteri, Siluriformes, Clariidae.
UAAAAGUCAAAAUACUACAUUACGUACAAAUUAAUAUGCUUUAAAUAUGUUUAGAUAUAUUUGAAACAUAUAUUGUUUUAAUACACCGAUUAGUACGGAUGUAUGCAUAUUAUUUACGUGUUUGUUUUUAUUAUUACUGUGUAACGCGCAUACACGUUACUUUGACGUUCCCGCCUGUCGGAAAACCGGAAGGAUCCGGUUAAAGCGGUUAAGAAAUGUCGCCAUCUAGCUUGUUGUAGAGGCAGCGUCAGUUAGGCCGUAUAACAAUUAGUAAAAAAAUAUCAUACUUAUAAGUAUGAGCAACCUGAGACUCAACCCUACAGCGGGAAAAAGGCUGACAUCCUCACUGGACCGUUUUGGUCAAGCUUCUUUUGAGCUUUUAUCAGACUUCCUGCGCACCCUUAACAACCAAAACAAGUCAAACCUGGAGAACGUUUCAAGUCUAUGUGGGAAUUUUAAAGACAAAAGAGUAGUCGCACAUGCUUUUCUUAUUUGUGAGGAGUUUAGACUCGACCCUUUAGUGGCUUAUCAUGCCAUUGAAAUACUAGAGAGAUUCAUGCUGAAGCACAUUGAGAAUUUAUUAUCUCAGCAGAAGAGGGAGGUGUGUAACAGUAGUGUGUGUGGGUUCGAAGGAAACUAUGAAGACCUGGUCUUUCAGAGCCUGAGAGACAAAUUCUUGCUCUUUAUCAUUUCAAGUGUGCGAAUCGCCAGUAAAGUAACCCUACACGCUAAAGUGAUUGACAACAGUUCUGCAUUGAAAUAUCUUCAGACGGUUGGUACUGACUGUCCCAAAGAGAAAAUAUUAGAAUCAGAGCUUCUCAUCUUGAAAACUUUGGACUUCAGAGUGAACGUACCAAAUCCUCUGGUAUACACAGAGACUCUGCUAGAAGUUCUUGGCCACAAUGACCCAACUACACCUGUUGCACACCUGCAUCACCUGUGCACGUAUGUCCUUCAGUUUGUUUACCUGCAGAGGAAGUCAAUCUACAGGUCGUUACUUAUGGCUGUAACUGGACGUCUCAGCCCGACUUCAGAUCAAUGGGCCAAGUUUUUGUCUGUGACUGAAGACUGCAUGCUGUUAGGGGUUGGAGUGAUUGCAGUGGCUGCUUUCAUUAACCAAACAUCUACUUGGGAGCAGGUAGUGGAGGAGCUCGCUCUGAUUACUGGUAUCUCAGCGAAGAGCAUCAUGGACUUUGCUUAUGUGACCCUUGUGCACAUCAUCAACAAGAAAGUACAAUAAUCUUCAGGAAACAUUGGAUCAGAAUGUUUAAGAAUGUUUGAUUCUGCUGUCACAGAAUUACAGAAACAACAGUGACAACUUCAAAAUGUAAACCGUAAAGAUCUCAAUGUGUAAAAGAAGCUUAAAUAUAAUUGGAUCUUUUGGUAAUAGCCAAAAAGUUUAAAUAUUGCUAGAUAAAAUUUGUACAUUUGAUACACAA